Mesoplodon densirostris (Blainville's beaked whale) is the source of this 1345-nucleotide messenger RNA. RefSeq names its product prostate androgen-regulated mucin-like protein 1 (gene PARM1). The transcript is spliced from 3 exons. NCBI's taxonomy places the organism in Eukaryota, Metazoa, Chordata, Mammalia, Artiodactyla, Ziphiidae. Bases 274 to 1080 code for a protein of 268 amino acids. The record is from RefSeq and is a predicted model, not a curated record. Gene Ontology annotation, cellular component: early endosome; plasma membrane; late endosome.
GGUGGGAGGGGUUUGGCGGCGGCAGUCGCGGCGGCGGAGGCAGCCCGGGCGGCUGGGAUGGAGCAGAAGCGCGCCGGGCGCCGGAGUACAAGCAGCUGACGGAGCCGCGCGGCGCUCGCCUAGCUUCCCCUACCGCCGCCCGAGCCGCCCGGUCGCCCGCUCCCACCGCAGCCAGCGGACAGAGGAGGAGCUGCCCGCGCUCUGGGCGCUCGGUCAGUCCCGGCAAACUCUCCCGCUGCCCGCGCCGGGUUCGGCACCAAGCACCAGGGUACCAUGGUCUACAAGACUCUCUUCGCUCUCUGCAUCUUCACGGCAGGACUGAGGCUACAGAGCGCGUCUGCAUCAACCCUCUCCCCUGUUUCUCUUCCGGCAAAGAGCAGCCCACCUACAGCCUUCUGGACCAGCUCUCCGCAAAGCCCUUCCGCUUCCCCUACCGGUGGAACACCCAGCAACUCGGUCCUCCCAGAUACAGCAUCGGCCCGGACAUCUCCAUCCGCCAAGAACGUCUCCACAGAGCCCAGAGAAGAGGAACCCGCCAGCCCAGCCUCCAACUGGGAGGGCACAGACACAGACGCCUCACCAACAAGCGGUGGGAUCCACUUAACACCCACGCUCGAGGAACACACUUCAGACACUCCCGAGGCCAGGGUGCCAGCUACAGGGUCGCAGCCCCCCGUUGAGUCUCCCACACUCACCUCCCCUCAAGCGCCAGCCUCAUCACCUUCACCCCCUUCAACCUCACCACCAGAGGAGGUUCCCUCUGCCUCUGUGAGCACCAGCCAUAACUCCGCUGAGACCAGCGCCAAGCCCACAGGAGCUCUAACCACAUCAGAGCCCCCAGCAGAGGAGCACAGCUCUGGCCACAUAGCCACUUCACAUGCCCCCGCCGAGCCAGUGCCCACCGAGACCACGGCCCAAGCAACUGUGCCCCCCAGAGUGACCUGUAUGCUGAUAGACACAGAGACCACCACUGCCCCCGCCGGGGUGGUCAUGCAGGAAGUGGAGCAUGCGCUAAGUUCAGGGCUUCACAGCGUGAAUCACACCCAUUCUGAAACUCACACGUGCCAACAGGGAAGAUGAGGAAGACAGAAAUGCCAGCCACCUCCCCAUCCCCCAUCCCCCGGGCACUGCCCACCCAGUGUACACACCUUCCUCAUAGGGCAGAGCUUCCCUGCCCUGGCCACACCUUCCUCAUCUUUCCUCUCCCUGCCUUGCCUCAAAAGAAGAAGUACAAGAAGGGGAAUUCCAGUUUACUUUAUUUUUUUUCCUUAUAAGUGGUAUUUUAAUUUCUGCUAUUAUAGUAAUAACCCAUCCUAUGACUGACACAUACAAAAUGUAGUCAUUA